AAGCAAGCAAGAACACGAAAGUGCACCAGCGGCAUCGAGUAGAUAGUGUGUCAGGUUGUCUUCAGCUAGAAGAGCCAUGGCGUCCAUGCAGAAGAGCCACGACCACGAGGAGCGCGCGCAGUCCGCGGCGCAGAAGGCCGGCGAGACGAAGGACGCGGUGGCGGACAGAGCGCGGGGCGCCAUGGACGCCGCCGCGGACAAGGCGCGUGCGGCGGCGGACAUGGCCGCAGAUAGUAAGGCGGGGGACGCUGGGUCGAAGGAGGACGACGUGAUGCUGCGGGUGAAGGAGGCGGACCAGAUGACGGGGCAGGCGUUCAACGACGUCGGCCCCAUGGGCGAAGAGGGCACUGGCAUGCCACGGCGACGGCGCUAGCUACCAACCUGCGUUCCAUGGAGACGCCGUUCUAGCUCUGAUGGCCGCUGGAUCGGAGCUGGCUGACCUGGCCGACGUUGUGCUUCAUGUAAAAGUACAAACAAAGGUAUAAAAGAACUACCAUAAAUAAAGAGACGCGACGGAUCUCCUCUUCUCCCUGAAGUUCAUAUAUACAAUAACACAAACUGCAUACUAUUUUGGUUUUUGCA
Sorghum bicolor (sorghum) is the source of this 582-nucleotide messenger RNA. Its product is annotated as embryonic protein DC-8. Lineage: Eukaryota; Viridiplantae; Streptophyta; Magnoliopsida; Poales; Poaceae. The coding region runs from base 77 to 373 and encodes 98 amino acids. The record is from RefSeq and is a predicted model, not a curated record. The transcript has a single exon.